Molecule: messenger RNA, 1278 nt
Organism: Cottoperca gobio
Lineage: Eukaryota; Metazoa; Chordata; Actinopteri; Perciformes; Bovichtidae
Gene: tslig2
Product: chromosome 21 C2orf49 homolog
Exons: 4
Coding region: 22-615 (197 amino acids)
Biological process (GO): embryonic morphogenesis
Cellular component (GO): tRNA-splicing ligase complex
Source: RefSeq, a predicted model, not a curated record
GGGAAAAGUUAAGCAUCCAAUAUGGCGACUUCCACAGGACAAGAUGGAAAGACUGUCUGCUCCUCGGAUGUGGAUCUAUUACUGCACCCUGAGCUGUUGUCUCAAGAGUUUAUGCAGCUUAUCUUAAUUGGGAAACAUAUCAGUACCACAGGCUGUGAUAGUCGGGACCGACUCACAGAGAUUUACCUCCGGCAUGUCAUCCCGCGGCCGCAGAGGACUUUACCCGACAGCCGCUGGGGAAAGAGGAUGGAGAAGACCCGAAGGAGACAGACCCCGGUCGGACACAGUUCCAGUAACGACCACAGUAGGAAACGGCCUCUGAUUGUGUUUGAUAGCAGCUCCUCUCACUCCGGCCCGCUGAAAGUAAAGAAACCAGAGGGAAGCACCAUGUCACCGGGAAUCACGGACAGGUUGAAACCUCCUCCUGCUGCAAACCCGUCCAACCCCAUCCGCAAGCUUUCUGGAAACACAUCUUCCUCUUCUUCUUCCUCUUCGUCUUCCUCGUCCAUUCGUUGCAGCACUGACACAGCAAACCUCAAGCGAGAGGCAAGCAGCUCGAAUGCAAUGGAGUCUCCAGAGAUGAAGAAAAAGAUCCAUCAUGUGUCAUGGCCCUGACCUCUGACCCCUAUUCACACAGACCUGAAGGACAGACCACUCCCUCCACCCCCCCCCCCCCCCACCCCCCCACCCCCCCCCAGCCCAGAUGUUGUUGCCCAUUACCGGUGCUCUCCCCAUCACAGUUAUCCCACUAAUUACAUCACAUCACAGAAGGUGUGUGUGUGUGUGUGUGUGUGUGUGUGUGUGUGUGUGUGUGUGUGUGUGUGUGUGUGUGUGUGUGUGUGUGUGUGUGUGUGUGUGUGUGUGUGUGUGUGUGUGUGUGUGUGUGUGUGUGUGUGUGUGUGUGUGUGUGUGUGUGUGUGUGUGUGUGUGUGUGUGUCCACGUCACAGCUCUCCUUCAGUCCUGAGAGCUGACAGGAUGAGGUGCCGCUUCCUUGUUGCUCUCCACAACCUCAAGUGUCCUUACCAUCGAUGAUCAGCAAUUCUUCUCAAGAGCCACAGAUGAAGACCUCCUAGAGGACAAAACAAGUAACACAAGUUUUGUUUUCUAAAAUUCCAUUUAUAGAAAUGAUGGUUGUUGAUAUUAUGUUUCUGUGAACAUGUUGGUUUUGGUCAGAUGGCCUCCAGUACUGCCUCGCAAGGGUUGAAGGGUGAUUUUUGUUUUAUUUUAAAAUGUUGUAAUUGCUAGUAUUAUGACUUUAAUAGACAGAUUGAUUUUGA